Tachyglossus aculeatus (Australian echidna) is the source of this 2147-nucleotide messenger RNA. RefSeq names its product polyunsaturated fatty acid lipoxygenase ALOX12-like. The coding region runs from base 1 to 1995 and encodes 664 amino acids. The record is from RefSeq and is a predicted model, not a curated record. Lineage: Eukaryota; Metazoa; Chordata; Mammalia; Monotremata; Tachyglossidae. Gene Ontology annotation, molecular function: arachidonate 12(S)-lipoxygenase activity; arachidonate 15-lipoxygenase activity; iron ion binding. Gene Ontology annotation, biological process: lipid oxidation; linoleic acid metabolic process. The transcript is spliced from 14 exons.
AUGGGCCGGUACCGGGUCCGGGUGGCCACCGGGGCCGAUACCUUCGCGGGCUCCACCAACCGAGUGGCGGUCUGGCUGGUCGGGGAGCGGGGCGAGGCCGACCUGGGCCUGCGGCUGCGGCCCACCCGGGGCCAGGUGGAAGACUUCGACUGGGAGACCCCCGGAGACCUGGGUCCCCUGCUGUUCAUACGCCUGCGCAAGGAGCGCCUUUUGUUGGACGACGCCUGGUUCUGCAACUACGUGUCCGUGCGGGGCCCGGAGGACGGCUCGGAGGAGGCGACCUUCCCCUGUUACCGAUGGGUGUCCGGCGAGGCCGAGCUGAGCCUGCCCGAGGGCACGGCCCGGACGAGAGGAGCCGAUCCCAAGGGCCUCUUCCUCAAGCACCGGGAAAUGGAGCUGGAAGAAAGACAGAAGCUGUACCGCUGGGCAUUAUGGAAGGAGGGGCUGCCGCUGACCGUGAGUGCCACCUCAGAGCGGGACCUGCCAGUCGACGCCAGGUUCCACGAGGAGAAGAGGAGGGACUUUGAGGGCUCGCUGAGGCGGGGACUGAUGGAACUGUCCCUGAAGCGCCUGGUCACCGCCAUCAGCUCCUGGAAGCACCUGGAAGAUUUUAACCGAAUCUACUGGGAUCCCCAAAGUCCCUUGUCUGAGCGUGUUCACCGGUCGUGGCAGGAGGACGAGAUCUUCGGUUACCAGUUCCUCAAUGGCGCCAACCCUACGCUCGUGAGGCGCUGUGUGCGGCUGCCUUCCCGCCUGGACCUGCCCCCGGAGACCCAGGACCUGAGUCAGACCCUCCAACGGGAGCUCAAGGCUGGGACCUUGUUCGAAGCGGACUUCUCCCUGCUGGAUGGGAUCGAGCCCAAUGUGAUCAGUGGCCGGCGGCAGCACCUGGCCGCCCCGCUCGUCCUGCUGCGGUUGGGACCGGCCGGGGGGCUGCUCCCCCUGGCCAUCCAGCUGCAGCUGCCUCGGCCCGGGUCGCCACCCCCUCCGGUUUUCCUGCCGUCCGACCCUCCCCUGGCUUGGCUCCUGGCCAAGGCCUGGGUCCGCAGUGCCGACUUCCAGCUGCACCAGCUGCAGGCUCACCUGCUCAGGACGCACCUGGUAGCUGAGGUCCUUGUCGUGGCUACCCUCAGGCGGCUGCCAGAUCUUCACCCUGUCUACAAGCUCUUGGCUCCUCACAUGCGCUACACCCUGGAGAUCAACACUCGGGCCCGAAGCCAGCUCAUCUCCGAUGGGGGAGUCUUUGAUCGGGUGGUGGGCACAGGGGGUGGUGGGCACAUAGAGCUCCUCCGCCGAGCCGGGCAGAAGCUCACCAUGUCCUCGCUGUGCCCACCCGAGGACCUGGCCGCCCGAGGGCUCCUGGGACUGCCUUCCGCCUUAUAUGCCCAAGAUGCCCUGCGCCUCUGGGGCAUCAUUGGAAGGUACGUGUCGGGCCUGGUGGGGCUGUACUACGACGAGGACCAGGCGGUGCAAAGGGACUCCGAGCUGCAGAGCUGGAUCCGCGAGGUCACCGACAUCGGCCUCGGCGAGGCCCACGAUCGGGGGUUCCCCGUCUCCUUCCAGACCAAGGCUGCCCUGUGCCGCUUCCUCACCAUGUGCGUGUUCACCUGUACCGCCCAGCACUCGGCCAUCAAUCAGGGCCAGCUGGACUGGUAUGCCUGGGUUCCUAAUGCCCCCUGCACCAUGCGGUUGCCCCCGCCGACCUGUAAGGAGGCAGUAACCAUGGAGACCGUGAUGGGUACUCUGCCUGACGUCCGUCAGGCCUGUCUGCAGAUGACCAUCACCUGGCACCUGGGCCGGCCACAGCCAGACAUGGUACGCCUGGGCCACCACGAAGAGCGGUAUUUCUCCGGCCCGGGCCCGGAGGCAGUGCUGAUCCAGUUCAGGAAGGCGCUGGGCUUCCUGGAGGAGGAGAUCGAGGCCCGGAACGCAGACCUGCCUCUGCCCUAUGACUACCUGCGGCCCAGCCGCGUGGAGAACAGCAUCACCAUCUGAAGCCCAGGACCACCCCCGUCCCAUCACUCACCCACUACUCUCUGAAGCCCUUUCCUCUCAGGACUGAUUCCUGGGCUCCGGCCCGCUGCCCAGGUGGUCUCCUGGUAGCCCGGGCCUGGGAAUCAGAAAGACCUGGGUUCUCAUCCCAGCUC